This is a messenger RNA of Daucus carota subsp. sativus, 3026 nucleotides long. RefSeq names its product SWI/SNF complex subunit SWI3D. The coding region runs from base 73 to 2841 and encodes 922 amino acids. Lineage: Eukaryota; Viridiplantae; Streptophyta; Magnoliopsida; Apiales; Apiaceae. The record is from RefSeq and is a predicted model, not a curated record. The transcript is spliced from 7 exons. Gene Ontology annotation, molecular function: protein binding; zinc ion binding.
AUACCAACACUCAUCUAACAAAAGCACUCUCUUAAAUUACCAACCAUCCAAACAACCCCUAACCAAAACACGAUGGACGACAAGCACAAACUCGCCGAAACCCUAGCUCCCGCCGUCGACACUCCGACGAAGCUCUCCGAUCCACCGCCGGAACACACGCCGCCGUCUCGACGUCGCGGUGGCGCUCAGAAACGCAAGCAUCAGAGCCUAAGUAACCUCUCUGGCCACCAAACGACGUCGUCGAAGCGGCAAGCUCGCGAGAAGCCUCCGGUGGCGCCGUUAUACCAGAUCCACAACGGUCCGUUGACGCGCGCACGGCUGCAGCCGUAUUUCGAAGCUCCGGAGGUGAAGAGUGAUGUCGAUUUGGCGAAUGCGAGGAUUUUGGAGUCGAGAGCGAAGAAAGCGGAGGAGGAGCUGGCUGCGGCGAGAGAGGAUUACGAGGCCUUGGAGGCGAAGAUUGAGGCGGAGUGUAAGAAGUUAAUGUCGAGGAAUGUUGGUGAUCAUGUCGUGCCUGUGCACUGCGGUUGGUUUUCUUGGACAAAAAUACAUACAUUGGAGGAGCGAUCAUUGCCUUCGUUCUUUAGUGGGAAAUCAGAGAAUCGGACUCCUGAAUUGUACAUGGAAAUUCGUAAUGGGAUCAUGAAUAAAUUUCAUGCAAAUCCUAAUGCCAGAAUUGAAUUGAAAGAUCUAUCUGAAAUCGUAGUUGGCGACUCAGAUGCAAAGCAAGAGAUUUUGGAGUUUCUUGACUAUUGGGGUCUAAUUAAUUACCAUCCAUUUCCGGAGACCAAUUCUUCCAUUUUAAAUAUUGAUGCUGAAGAAGCAGAGAAAACAGAUUCUUUGCUUGAAAAACUUUACCAAUUUGACAAGGAAGAAUCAUGUGCACUAGCCGUUUCUAAAAGUAAUGUGGCAACACCAACUCUUGCAUCUCGAUUGUUUCCUGAGUCUUCUAUUGCUGAUGAGUUGAUGACAGCUGAGGGUCCAUCCGUUGAAUAUCAUUGCAAUUCUUGCUCAGCUGACUGCUCUCGCAAGCGCUAUCAUUGCCAGAAGCAGGCAGACUAUGACUUAUGUACUGAAUGCUUCACCAGUGGCAAGUUUGACUCCGAUAUGUCUCCUACUGAUUUCAUCUUAAUGGAGCCUGGUGAUGCUGCUGGUGCCAGUAGCGGAAAAUGGACAGAUCAAGAGACGCUUCUCCUCCUUGAAGCACUAGAACUCUACAAAGAAAACUGGAAUGAAAUUGCUGAGCAUGUUGCUACUAAAACUAAAGCUCAGUGUAUCUUGCACUUUGUGCAGAUGCCAAUCGAGGACCCUUUCAUGGAUUGUGAUGAUCAGCCUGACGUGAGCCUCAAAGACGAUGUGGGCCCACUUUCAGCCACUGACGAUAUUCAGGAUUCCAAAGAUGUGAAUGGAGCAGAAAAUAAAGAUAAAAACAUUAGCAGUUCCCCCUCGUCCACUUCAAUAGAAAAAUCAAAGCCAGUCAGUGAAACACAAAUUAUUCAGGAACAAGGUGAAAACAGCAUCUUAAGGGCACUUACAGAAGCAUUUGACGUUGUUGACUCUUCUCAUUCACCUAAAGAUAAACUCUCAUUUUCUGAAGCUGGUAAUCCUGUCAUGGCUUUGGCAGCAUUUCUCGUAAGAUUGGUGGAACCUAAUGUUGUUACUGCUUCUACUCGUACUUCCCUGAAAUCUGUAUCUGGCACUGCCUCUGGUACGCAACUGGCUGCAAGGCACUGCUUUCUGUUGGAAGAUCCGACGGAUGAGGGUAAAAAAACAGCCGAACCACUACGGGCUGUCGCUGAAGCAGUUGGGCCAGAAGGUCAAAAUAAUAUUAACCAGGUGAGCUUGAAAGAAGAUGAAAAGUCAAAUUUAGUCUCUGAUAACAGUGAUUUAUCAAGUGUCCAUGAUAAAGAUAAAAAGGAGAAUUCUUUAAGAGAUGCAGAAGAACAAUUAGUUUCUCCAAAUGGCGAAUGUUUAAAGGAUUCCCAAGCUUUGAAAGGACCAGAUGUAGUAAAUGAAACAGUCGAACCUGGCCCUGUAAAAAGGUCUGAUAUUGAGAAAUUUCCCAGGAAAGCGGAAGCAAGUAAUGCAGAAGAGUUAGGUGGCUUGAACUCCAAGGUUGAGCUUCCUCCUACUUCUCUUGAAAAGGCCAAAGAUGCUACGUCUCUAUCAUUAGAUGCUCCAAAAGGUGAGAUGUUAAACUCUGAGUCUACGGAGGCUUUAAAGGAUGAGAAGCUAUCUCAGUCCCCCACUGAACAGAAAGAUCAGGGGAAUCUAGUAACAUCAGACUCUAUCAUCGAAAAUGGAGCUAAAGAUGUAAGAGAAGCAGCAGACAGCAAAAAUGAAAACAAAGACUCUGCCGAUGCCAAAGGUGAUCUCUGCACCAAGAAGGUAAGACAAGCUGCCAUUACUGCAGUCUCGGCUGCAGCUGUGAAGGCAAAACUACUUGCUGAUCAGGAGGAAGACCAAAUUCGGCUGCUUGCUACCCUAUUGGUUGAGAAGCAGUUGCACAAGUUAGAAACUAAGUUGGCUUUCUUUACGGAGAUGGAUGGUUUGGUAAUGAGGGUGAGGGAACUACUGGAAAGGUCAAAGCAGAGACUUUACCAGGAGCGGGCACAGAUAAUUGCUGUUCGUCUUGGUGUAUCCAACUCAUCUUCUAGGCCUAUGUCUCAGUCUUUACCUGUCAAUAGGGCUGCAAUGCAUUUUGCAAACUCAGCACUAAGACCUCCGGGGAACAUGACCUUCCAACGACCACCGAUUGCAAGACCAAUGAUGGCAUCCAAUCCUAUGGCCGGAAAUUCAGUUCAGUCCAAUCAGGGCAACCAUUCUUCAUCUGGAAUGAAUUAAUCUUGCCUUGAUAACAUGUGGAUGCCAUCUAGUAUUGGCUAAAAUAUAGGUAUUAUGUUUUUAACAUUUUGCUUGUCUGUUUUGGUGCAGUGUAGUAUUUUAAGGCCAAGCACGCUCUUGUUACUUGUAAUAUGUGCUUUCAAGCCCGAUCUAUUUGCCUUCAAAUUGCAGACUUCUUUAAUCAA